This is a messenger RNA of Podospora pseudocomata, 964 nucleotides long. RefSeq names its product ubiquitin-conjugating enzyme E2 H (gene ubc8). The transcript is spliced from 4 exons. The record is from RefSeq and is a predicted model, not a curated record. Gene Ontology annotation, biological process: ubiquitin-dependent protein catabolic process; protein polyubiquitination. Gene Ontology annotation, molecular function: ubiquitin conjugating enzyme activity. Bases 1 to 501 code for a protein of 166 amino acids. Lineage: Eukaryota; Fungi; Ascomycota; Sordariomycetes; Sordariales; Podosporaceae. Gene Ontology annotation, cellular component: nucleus.
AUGCGAGUGGUGGGAACGAUAGGCAGGAGUUUUACGUGCGGUUCAAGGGGCCUACUGAGAGUAUGUGAUAUCUGUGGUGUCUGGAAGGUUCAUGUCGAGCUCCCUGAUCAGUACCCGUAUAAGUCGCCGAGUAUUGGGUUCGUGAACAGGAUUUUUCACCCUAAUAUUGAUGAGCUGUCUGGAUCGGUCUGCCUCGACGUCAUCAACCAAACCUGGUCGCCCAUGUUCGACAUGAUCAAUAUUUUCGAAGUCUUCCUCCCGCAGCUGCUGCGCUACCCGAACCCGACGGAUCCGCUGAAUGGGGAGGCGGCGGCGCUGUUGAUGAGGGAGCCGAAAAGUUAUGAUAUCAAGGUCAAGGAGUACGUCCAGAAAUACGCCAGCAAAGAAGCAGCCGACGAUGCCGGCGCCGAAAGCGAAGACGACGACGAUCUGUCCUCGGUGGCGAGUUUCGACGACGACGAUGAGGAACAGCAGCCAGCUGGUAAGAUGGAUGAUGUAUAGGGUUGGGAUUCGUCGUUUGUUUCCGAGGGGUACUCCAACGGUGUGUUGAAUGCUUUUUCGUCUUGACCAAAUCAUGGAUGGACUACAGGUAUGGGUGGAUAAGGGAGUUGCAAUGGCUUGGUACGGUACUAAGGGUUUUCUAACGGUUCUGGUUCCUGGUUUUGAUAUCCAUUGUUUUUCUUUUCUUGGAGGUUGAUGCACACUCGGAGGCUGUGAAUGUGUUGUUUGGUUUGCUUGGCUCCGGACUUCCGGCAACAAAGGGUUUGAAGUUGGCUUGUGUGAGAAACAGUCAGACUGUGAACCUGACUGCACACAGUUUAGGCGACUUCACUAUAUAUGUUCAGGAGCAAGGUUAUAGAGCGACUUUUACAACGACUGCUAGUGUUGUAGAGUGAGGCAGCAGCUACAGAUCUGGAGCAAGCUGCAGCCAGCCAAUCAGCGCCGAUAAGACAGAGAGUAUGAC